ACUGAGACUGAUACCAGCUAUGUUAAACUCAUUCCUGAAAAGCCACUGAGUCUUUCAGCUUUUACUCUCUGCAUGCGUGUCGCGACGGAGCUCCCGGGCCAGAGAGAGAUCAUUCUGUUCGCCUACCGUGUGCCAAAGGUUGAUGAACUCAAUGUGUGGAGAGAGAAAGACGGUCGCGUGUCCUUAUAUAUUCAGUCUAGUAGCAAUGCAACUUUUCCGUCUGCCUCCUCUCUCCACUUUCCAGACCCAUCUGUGCAUCACCUGGGAAUCUGAGACUGGUCUUACUGCCUUCUGGGUAGAUGGACGUCGUAGUUUGUUCCAGUUCUAUAGAAGAGGUCACUUAAUUCAUCCUGGUGGCAUCGUCCUGCUCGGUCAAGAUGCUGAUAGAUUUGUGGGUGGCUUUGACGCAAGUCAGAGCUUUGUAGGAGAAAUUACAGAUGUGCACAUGUGGGAUCAUGUUCUCUCCAGCAGUCAGGUUAAGGCAGUUUAUUCAAACCAGGAACCGUAUGUGCCGAAGGGAAAUGUGUUCGACUGGGACACCAUCAAAUAUGAUAUAACUGUGGGUCUCAGUGGUAAAGUGCUUCUGUUUCCAACCGAGACCGACUCCAGUUAUGUUAAACUCACUCCUGAAAAGCCACUGAGUCUUUCAGCUUUUACUCUGUGCAUGCGUGUCGCAACGGAGCUCCAGGGCCAGAGGGAGAUCGUUCUGUUCGCCUACCGCACACAGAAUCAUGACGAGCUCAACGUGUGGAGAGAGAAAGACGGCCUUUUCUCCUUAUACCUCGGUGGCGUCGCAGUGUUUUUCUACCUGCCUCCUCUCUCCACCUUCCAGACCCAUGUGUGCGUCACCUGGGAAUCUGCGACUGGUCUUUCUGCCUUCUGGGUGGAUGGACGUCGCAGUUCAUACAAGCUGUUUAAAAAAGGUCACUCAGUUCAACCUGGUGGCACCGUCCUGCUCGGUCAAGACCCUGAUAACUACCUGGGAGGCUUUGAUAAGAAUCAGAGCUUUGUAGGAGAAAUUACAGAUGUGCACAUGUGGGAUCAAGUUCUCUCUGGCAGUCAGAUUAGAGCAGUUUAUUCAAACCAGGAACUGUCUGUGCCGAUGGGAAAUGUGUUCUACUGGAACACCAUCAAAUAUGAGAUUAAUGGAAAUGUACUAGUGGUGAAAGAUAACUGAUUCUGAUCAGGUGUAAUGUCAUACAUUUGUGUCAACCUCUGUGACCUCUUCAUCUGUUUUAAUGAUUUACAAAGCUGUAUGGGCUAACAAAUAAAUUGUUUCCUCAGCAUUA
Molecule: messenger RNA, 1289 nt
Organism: Carassius gibelio (silver crucian carp)
Lineage: Eukaryota; Metazoa; Chordata; Actinopteri; Cypriniformes; Cyprinidae
Product: serum amyloid P-component-like
Source: RefSeq, a predicted model, not a curated record